Molecule: messenger RNA, 1572 nt
Organism: Vanessa tameamea
Lineage: Eukaryota; Metazoa; Arthropoda; Insecta; Lepidoptera; Nymphalidae
Product: probable chitinase 2
Exons: 9
Coding region: 78-1568 (496 amino acids)
Biological process (GO): carbohydrate metabolic process; chitin catabolic process
Cellular component (GO): extracellular region
Molecular function (GO): chitin binding; chitinase activity
Source: RefSeq, a predicted model, not a curated record
CUAGACAUUUCCGCGGGUCAGUCCGCGCGUGUACGCGUUAAGAAUUACAUGUCGCGUGAUAUUUCUUCCAAAACAAAAUGGCGGCAUUUAUAAGUUUAAUUUUUUUAUUUGUGACUCUGUUACACGACUUAGCCGACGGCCGGGGAUUGGCAGGUUCGUCACAUGACAAGGUCAUAGUGUGCUACGUGUCCCGAUGGUCAGUGUACCGGCCUGGAGCUGGUAGCUUCGACAUAUUCGAUAUAGAGCCGUCACUCUGCACACAUCUUAUUUAUUGCUUCGUUGGCCUUGACGAGAACACGUUUAAGAUCACUAAUAUUGAUGCAUUUCAAGAUUUGGAAAUUAAUGAUGGUAAAGGAGGGUUUAAGCGGAUCGUGGCCUUGAAAGAGAAGCACAAACACCUUAAAGUCUCAAUAGGUAUUGGAGGAUGGAAUGAGGGUUCCGCUAAAUAUUCCAAGAUGGCUGCUGAUCCAAAACUGAGGAAUAUAUUUAUAAGGAGUGUCAUGAACUUUUUAGAAACAUAUAAAUUCGAUGGUCUCGAUUUGAACUGGGAUUACCCGACACAAAGAGGAGGCAAGCCGGAAGAUAGGAAGAACUACGUACAUUUGAUUAGGGAAUUGUCAGAAGCAUUCGAACCGUAUGGCUUUCUUCUAACAGCUGCACUGAGACCUGGCAAAGACGAUAUGGACACGGUGUACGAUCUGACACAUGUAAAUUACUAUCUAGAUUUCAUGCACAUCAUGACGUAUGACUACCACGGAGCUUGGGACGGCGUGGUAGGGGCGAAUGCGCCAAUACGAGGCCAAUACAAAGAUGACAUAUACAGCAUAGAGUACACAAUAAAUUACCUUUUGUCCCAUGGCCUGACCCCAAGUAAGAUGGUGUUUGGUUUACCAAUGUAUGGACGAACUUAUUGGUUUAAUACUCGUAAUGUUAAUGAUAUAAUAUUUGGUGAAACUACUACGAAAACAACAGGAUUCCAAGGACAAUUCAGUAAAGAAGACGGUUUCAUGGGAUACAAUGAGAUCUGUUUGGAAAUUACAAAUAAAUCCUCUCUGUGGACUCAACAUUGGGAGGAGCAUACGAGCACGCCAUAUAUUCGAGAUGAAGAACGUUUUAUUACAUAUGAUAAUCCACGCUCCAUCGCCAAUAAAGUCAAAUUUGCAAUGGAUCGUGGUCUUGGUGGCUUCUCAGCUUGGAGUAUAGUAACCGAUGACUUCAGGGGAUCCUGUGACGAGGAACCGGAUACGUACAAAGAUUACAUCGAAAGAUUCAAUAAGAUUUCAGACCAAACUCUUCUAAAAGAUGCAUUGAUUAGUUUGACAGAAAACGAAAACGAAAAUCAAUUCUACGUGAUAUCUGAUAAGAAAGUGCGUUUACGUCUCCCGAAGCCGAGUUUCGCAAAUUACCCACUCCUGAGGACUGUCAACGAAGCCAUAUUCCUAGCAACAGAAGAGAAGAGAGUCCUAGAUGAAAUGGAAAAAAUUAAAACACAUAGAAGGAAUGAGUUAGAGAAGGGCAGCUCACCCUGUAUAAGGACUUGCACAGAGGUCUGCUUUUAUGGCUUGUAAACCG